Molecule: messenger RNA, 7397 nt
Organism: Oryzias melastigma (Indian medaka)
Lineage: Eukaryota; Metazoa; Chordata; Actinopteri; Beloniformes; Adrianichthyidae
Gene: itsn2b
Product: intersectin 2b
Exons: 40
Coding region: 399-5921 (1840 amino acids)
Biological process (GO): intracellular signal transduction; positive regulation of Rho protein signal transduction
Molecular function (GO): calcium ion binding; guanyl-nucleotide exchange factor activity; protein binding
Source: RefSeq, a predicted model, not a curated record
CAUCGGUGUUCUGCAUCAAUCAUUUUCCCUUUCAACGCUUAACUUUUCUGCCUACCUCUCAGCGUCUCUCCUCCCACAGUGGACUGCAGGACGUUAACUGCACCCAGCAGUCUCCGGUGAUCAUUCGUCGUCAGCCAUGUUGGUGUGACACACUGAGCUGUCAGCAACAGGUUCUCAGACUUUUAAUGAGGCCAAAACUCUAACAUUUUCAAACGGCGGCCUUUCUUUAUGGGAUACUAAACUUCAGUGUGUCUUGGAAACCGUCCAGAAGUGGUGGAUGAUCAUUUCAGGUCACUUUUAAGCUCGGAAGUUGGUGUUUUGCCCCCUCUUACUGUGGCAAAUGAGAUGGCUGUGAGCAGCUGCUGAGGAAACCACCAGGAGUUUGUCCACUUGCAAAUAUGAAUGGUGGUGCCAGUAUGUGGGCAAUCUCUCCAGAAGAGAGAGUCAAACAUGACCAGAAGUUUGACACUCUCUCGCCCUCAAUGGGCUACGUCACAGGAGAACAGGCUAGGAAGUUCUUCCUCCAGUCGGGUCUGCCAGCUCAAGUUUUGGCUGAGAUUUGGGGCCUGGCUGAUUUGAAUAAAGAUGGCAAAAUGGACAGAUUGGAGUUUUCCAUCGCUAUGAAGCUCAUAAAGCUGAAACUUCAGGGGACACCACUACCAUCAACACUACCAGUCAUCAUGAAGCAGUCCCCAGUUUCUAUUCCCGGCCUUAAUAACCACAACCCUGCCUAUGGUAUGAGUCAGAUGACCAUGAUAAACGGUCCCAUAUUAACUCCCAUCUCCAUGUCGAAUCCCGGACUCUCCCCAAUGACUGGCCUCACUCCUAUGGUGGCCAAUGUUGGGAGCAGUCCACUUCUGAAUGGUACCAUUCUUCAACCAAUCGGAUCGUUGACUACUGGCCUACCAAUGUCUGGUUCCCCUUUUGUUUCUCCACUUGGAGUUUCUUCAACUGCUGCUGGUACAACCAAAACCUCCUCCCUGCUGGACCUGGCAUCUAGCAGCUCUUCAUCAUCAUCUCCACUGAUGAUGUCCCCCAUGUCUACUGUUCCCAGCGACUGGGCUGUCCCACAUGCCUCUCGACUAAAGUACAGACAGCAGUUCAACAUGUUGGAUAAGCAAAUGAAUGGAUUUCUCUCUGGUCUGCAGGUGAGGACCGCCAUGGCAACCACAAUGCUAUCACAGACACAGUUGGCCUCCAUCUGGAAUUUAUCAGAUGUGGAUAAGGAUGGUAAUCUGAAAGCGGAAGAGUUCAUUCUGGCAAUGCAUCUCGUGGACCUGGCAAAGAGUGGGCAGCCACUGCCUCUGACACUACCUCCUGAGCUGGUACCGCCCUCACAUAGAAGCACAGUAAACGGCUCCAGCUCCUCCCCAUAUUCAUCUUUAACCGAAGAUCUGGACCUGGAGCCUCCACAGAAAACCAAAGUCAACUUGUCAUUUGAGGAUAAGUUUAAGGCCAAUCUGGAGCGAGGGAACGCUGAGCUGGAGAAAAGACGACUGGCUCUCCUGGAGGCAGAAAGGAGAGAGAAGGAGCGGCGUGCUCAGAAGGAGAAGGAGGAGCAGGAGAGAAGGGAGCGGGAGGCCCGGGAGGCUGAGGAGAGGAGGAAAAAAGAGGAGGAGUUGAGGUUGGAGCGCCAGAGGGAACUGGAGAGACAGAGGGAAGAAGAGAGACAAAGGGAAAUAGAGAGAAAAGAGGCUGCUCAACGAGAACUUGAGCGUCAGAGAAAAGAGGAGCUUGAGAAGAGGAGGCGGAGUGAGCUGCAGAAGAAGAAGGAACAGGAGCAGAACGAGAUUGUCAAGCUAAGGGCUAAAAAGAGGAGUCUGGAGAUGGAGUUGGAGGCGGUGGGUAACAAACACCGUCAGAUCUCAGAUCGGCUUCGAGACAUUCGGAACAAGAAGAAGCUACAGAAGACCGAGCUGGAUCUAACCAAUCAAAGGAAAGAAACAUGCCAACAGGACAUUAGCAGUCUACAAAAACAAAUCGAGGAGUUUCAGAGGAAACUGUCUCAGCUGACCCCGGAGCAGAAGAGGCUGUCAGAGAAACUGAAAAACAUGGCUCUCAAUAACUUGCCUGUGUCAUCCAUAGCCACAAUGAAAGUGACUGCUGCAGAGAGAAAAGGGACCUGUUUGAAACUGCGGGAGCAACUGGAAGCUCUGGAGAAAGAGAGUUCCACGAGACUAGCAGAGAUAGAGCGCUACAACAAAGAUAUGCAGGACUUAAGAGAAAGCCAGAGGAAGCAAGAGGCAGCACUCGAUAAUCUGCGGAGAAUCAAAGAGGAGAAACAGCGUGAACUGAAGAGGAAGCAACAGGAAGAAGAGAGGAAACGCCAGGAAGAGGAAAUAAAGCGGAGGGAGGAGGAAGAAAGACAAAAGCGUAUUCUAAUAGAAAAGGAGCGCCAGCGGCAGGAGAAGCUGAGGAGAGAUGAAGAAGAGCGUCAGAGGAAGCUUCGUGAAGAAAGAGAGGCCAAACAGAGAGAGGAAGAGGAGAAAGAAAGACAAGCUCUCGUCCAGGCUGCUAAGGAACAGGCUGAACGACAACUCAAAGCAAAGGAAGAGGCUGAGCGGAGGAAAAGAGAAGAGGAAGAGAGAAGGAGAAGAGAGGAGGAGGAACGUCUGCGGGCAGAGGAGAGACGCCGGCAGGAGGAGGAGAGGAAGAGGUUAGAGGAAGAAAGAAGGCAAUUGGAGGAAGAAAGGAGGAAAUUGGAGGAGGAGAGGAGACAAGAAGAGAGGAGAAGAAAAGAAGAGGAGGAAAGGAGAAGGAAAGCAGAGGAGGAGCGGCACAGGAGGGAAGAGGAGAGGAAGAGGUUUGAGGAAGAAGAGCGCCGAAGAGAAAAGGAAGAGGAGGAAAGGAGGAGACAGAGGGCAGCUGAAGCAGCUCUCCGAGAUGCUGAUCUUAGAAGAAAGCGAGAAGAGGAAGACAAAAAGAGAAAACAAGAGGAGGAGAGAAGGAAGGAGGAGGACGACAGGAAAAAGCGAGAGGAAGAGAAGAGAAGAAUACAGCAACAGGAGGAAGAAAGAAAGAGGCGGGAGGAGGACAGGAUAAGGGCAGAUGAGGAGAGGAAGAGAAAGGAAGAGGAAGAGCAAAAGAGGAAAGCGGAGGAGAAGAGAAAGAAGGAAGAGGAAGCUUCUCGUCAGCAGCAAGGAAAUGGGGGGAAGAUGGACAUUCAGGAAAAGCUGACGGCUCUUCUGAGGGGGCUGGAGGAGAGGAAGGGUGGACAGCCGAAGGCCACACAACACAGGAAGUCCGCUGCGCUCACGUCCUUCAAAGCACUCUACCCAUUCACUCCUCGAAACAACGAGGAGCUCAGCCUCAACGAAGGAGACAUCAUAGAGGUUGAUGAGACGACAGAGAGGGAGGAAGGCUGGCUGUACGGCAGCAGGCAGGGACAGAUGGGCUGGUUCCCAGAGAGCUAUGUGGAGAGAGUGGGUCCAUCCACCGCAGCUGAAAACUCUGCUGCCGCUCCUUCUAAAACGCCCCUCCAAGCACAGCUCUCCAUCGCCUCGAAGUCUGCCUUCACACCAACACACUCUCUAGGCUCUGCACCUUCUGAGACACACGGACAGGCAACAGUAAACCUGCUGGCUCAGGCCCUGUGCUCAUGGACCGCGAAAACAGACAACCAUCUGAACUUCAACAAGGACGACGUGAUUCACGUUCUGGAGCAGCAGGAGAACUGGUGGCUGGGCGAGCUGAACGGUGAUCGGGGCUGGUUCCCCAAGACAUACGUGUCGGUGCUGGGAGAAGACGAGAGUUCAGAGAAGAGCUCCCAUACUGAUGCUUUAGACUCUGGAGAUGGUCUUCAGCUGGAAGAGUAUGUGGCGCUGUAUACAUACGAGUCCCCGCAGGCUGGUGACCUGACCUUCACAGACGGGGACGUGAUCUUGGUGAGCAAGAGGGAGGGAGAAUGGUGGAGCGGCUCGACGGGAGACCGCACCGGCCUCUUUCCCCACAACUACGUCAAGCCCAAAGAGGCCGAUACAUCAAGCACAACUGGAAAGAAAAAGCAAGAGGUUGCCCAGGUGAUCAAAGCCCAAUCCCCUGCUGUCCCUGAGCAGCUGAACCUGGAAGUGGGCCAGCUCAUCCUCAUUCUCCACAAGAACACGUCUGGCUGGUGGCUCGGAGAACUUCAGGCUCGUGGGAAGAAACGUCGGAAAGGAUGGUUCCACUCCAGUAAUGUUAAAGUACUGAGUUCCAACAGCGGCAAAUCCACACCAGCACCCCAGCCAGUCUGCCAGGUGAUUGCCAUCUAUGACUACAAAGCCGCCAACAAGGACGAGAUGAGCUUCUCUAAAGGACAGCUGAUCAACGUUUUGGACAAGAAUGAUCCUGAUUGGUGGAAAGGAGAAGUAGACGGGGUCACUGGCCUGUUCCCUACCAAUUACGUUAAGAUGACUCUGGACAAUGAGCCCAGCCAGCACUGGUGUUCAGAUCUAACCAGCCUGGACUCUCUGAGCCCCCUUGAGAAAAAGCGACAGGGUUACAUCCAUGAGCUGAUGGAGGCCGAAGAGAAAUAUGUGGAGGACUUGCAGGUUGUCCUGGAGGUUUUCCAUAAACCCAUGUCAGAGUCAGGCAGACUUACCGACUCUGAGAUGAGCAUGAUCUUUGUCAACUGGAAAGAGCUUCUGGCCUGCAACACAAAAUUUGUCAAUGCUCUCCGUGUUCGUAAGAAGAAGGUGGGGGAGAACAUGCCGGUGCAGAUGAUAGGAGACGUUCUGGCCGCCGAGCUGUCCCACAUGCAGCCCUACAUUAGUUUUUGCUCCUGCCAGAUCAACGGAGCUUCACUGCUGCAGACCCGGACCGACAACGAGCCUGACUUUAAGGAAUUCCUCAAGAAACUUGGCACAGACUACAGAUGUAAAGGCAUGCCGCUGUCCAGCUUCCUGCUGAAACCCAUGCAGAGGAUCACCCGCUACCCUCUGCACAUCAGAAACAUCCUGGAUAGUACCAUAGAAGGCCACGCUGACAGAGGCCCUCUGAAAGAAGCCCUGGAGAGAGCGGAAGAACUCUGUCAGCAGGUGAACGAAGGUGUGAGGGAGAAGGAGAACUCUGACAGACUGGAGUGGAUUCAGAAUCAUGUUCAGUGUGAUGGUUCUGCUGAGAAUUUGGUUUUUAAUUCACUCACCAACUGUCUGGGCCCCCGGAAGCUGCUGCACAGUGGUAAGAUGUUCAAGGCAAAGAGCAACAAGGAACUCUGGGCUUUUCUUUUUAACGACUUCCUGCUCCUAACUCACACCGCAAAGCAGUUCACGUCCUCGGGGCUUGAUAAACUGUUCAGCAAAAGGAACAACGUGCAGCUGAAGUGGUACAAACCACCGGUUUUGUUAAAUGAAGUUCUGGCCAAGAUUUCUGAUUCUUCCGGUGAUGAGCCCACCUUCCAAAUCACACACAUCGACAGAGUCUACAUACUGAAGACGGAAAACAUCAAUGAAAGGACGGCGUGGGUUCAGAAGAUUAAAGCGGCGUCUGAGGAAUUUAUUGAGACUGAAAAGAAAAAAAGGGAAAAAGCUUAUCAAGCCCGAUCCAUAAAAGCCAGCGGCAUCGGCAGACUUCUGGUCACAAUCUUGGAGGCCACUGAGCUCAAGGCAACUCGUUCAAAUGGUAAGAGUAACCCUUACUGUGAAGUGAACAUGGGAGCUCAGGUUUUCACCACCAGAACGCUCAACGACACUCUGAACCCCAAGUGGAACUUCUCCUGUCAGUUUCACCUGAAAGACCUGUACCAGGACGUCCUCUGCAUCACCAUCUCCGACAGAGCCCAGUUCUCCCCUGAUGAAUUCCUGGGCCGGACAGAGAUUCCCGUGGCAACCAUAAAGAAAGAGAUGGAGAACAAGGGCCCGGUAACUCGACGUCUCCUGCUGCACGAGGUUCCAACAGGAGAAGUGUGGGUCCGCCUUGACCUGCAACUGUAUGGCAGCAGAUAGACUCGUGGGCUGAACUAACGCAAAAGAACUUUGUCCUUCAAUGUAGGAGCUAUUAACCAAAUAGGAAGGCUGGUUGAUUUCCAAACAGGAAGGCUGCUUUUUUUUCACCUAAACAAGCUUAGAAGGGUUCCUUCCACCUGUAUAAUGAGGAUUCUGAGGAGAAGCCCCUCACACCGUUUCACACACAAUGCCUUAACACCAAGUACUAAAGAUAUUUUUUCUGAUUUUAUUCAUAUUCUCAGCCUGCACAAUAUGAAUUAAAUUCAACUGUAUUCAGUAUUCUUUUGCAUGACAGUUUCAAGCGAAGAAUAAACUGUUCAGCAGUUCGUAUCUGCACUGUUUCGACAGAGUGGAGAGCUUAAGGCAAGAGCUGCUGUCCUCAGAAACAGUGGAGGCUGAAAUGUGGGUCAAAGGGACAAAAAGGAAUUCAGUUUAACCAUUGCAACAAGAAAGCCGAACGUUUUGCAGGAUUAUUGCACAUUUGCAGAUGUUGGGGUUCACACUUUGCCAAGUUGUCUCAGCUGAGGCCAUUCAGCGUGUUGAUGUUGAAGAUGCUGGUUUGUCCUCACCGAUGGACAUGUUCAUAUUUUUUAUUUUAUUUUUUUUACCAAAGGAAAGGAGAUGGUGACUGACUGCUUUUGAGAGCUGCUUUUUGGCCCAUCAUUGAUCAUAAGUUGUUUGGCUCCGUGCCGUCCUCUCAAAGCUGACUUUAAAUGUGUUACAAACAGUAAAUGACAAAUGAUGGACAGCAGCGUGGAACGGAUCAGACAAGCAGGAGAAGCUUAAAGCCCUGCUCUGAAGUCUGCUUACUACUGUUGACAAAAUAAACUCUGCUGUUCUAAGUCGAGUCUGCGUCUCUGCAGCAGUACCUCUCACAAUAUAGUUAGAAUUUUACUCAUUUUCUUUGCAUAUUUGAGGACAUUUCCUUGCAGUGCAGAGGGGUGGAGAUAAAAUAAUGCAAAGCUUCUGCUGUUGAUGCCGCGAUAUGUAAAAUCCAACUGUAUCAUCCAUAUUAUUAAAAUACUGUUGAUUUGGUUGGAGAAACGUGGCUUAAUAGGGAUCGGCUUAAGGCCAAGUAAUUUCAGUGGAAAGCAGGCAGAUCGAGAUGAAUAUGUUUUUCAGCUACGCUUUUUUUUUUACAUUUUUGUUUUUUUGCAUUCCGUCUCUGCUGCCUCUGAAAAUGUCCCUCAUAAACGCAGCAUUGAAAAGGUUUUAGGGUGUAAAUUUGUGUUUUAUAGGCUGACCCUAUGGUUUUCUCAGCCUCGUUUUUACUCAUUUUUCCUGCAUUCAGAUUCUUUUCUAACUUCCCAACUCUGGUUAUAACCAGAAGAGUGUUGUAUUUAUUUCUUAAUUUAUGCGUGCGACUAUCCAAAGGUUUGGAGCGCUUCUGCUGUGUCAUUUUGGAGAAUCAGUUGGGUGUCUUUGGGGUUUGUCUUUGUUAUUUGUGAUUUCAACUAAUAAAACAUGUUUACUUGA